AUGGAUUUAGAAAGUUAUAUGAUAAACACCUUGCAUGUUAGCGAAGCUGAUAUUCAACGUUUAAGAGACGAGAAGAUCGAAAGUAAUGUUAUAUCAUUAAUGACCGACGAGGAACUAGCCUGGUUUUUCAAAAUUGCAGGAGAUCGUGUCUUAGUUAGGAAUUUCGUUAAAACAUUAAAUACUUCAGGGCAGAGAAAAGAACAUCUAAUAAAAAAUGUUAGGGAACGUCUAGCAGCUAUACGCAAUAAACGUAUAGUUAACAAAUACGAAGUCUACUAG
Brassicogethes aeneus is the source of this 279-nucleotide messenger RNA. NCBI's taxonomy places the organism in Eukaryota, Metazoa, Arthropoda, Insecta, Coleoptera, Nitidulidae. The record is from the annotation of a GenBank genome assembly.